Molecule: messenger RNA, 2340 nt
Organism: Closterium sp. NIES-65
Lineage: Eukaryota; Viridiplantae; Streptophyta; Zygnematophyceae; Desmidiales; Closteriaceae
Source: the annotation of a GenBank genome assembly
AUGUCGCAUCAGACCGACCAAGAGGGUGGGGCCAGAUCUAGGGCUACUAAAAAGGCCGCCGCGCAAACCAAUCAAACGAAACGUGCGGCGGGGAAAAAGGCUGAGGUGGGAAAGCAGAAGCCCGGGAAGAAGGCGGAGGACAAGGGGAAGCAACCAACGGCACGCAAGCGUGUUUCGGUCGUCAGGAGCGAUGCGGAUGUUGCCACUGCUGCCCUCGAGCCCGGUCCUUCUGACGACGGCACCAUCGGCGGGAACGAAGACCCUGGGCGUGGCGGCGUGAGUGUUGCCGUCCGGUCGGGGGACAGAGAGGGCUUUGCGACUGGAGGAAAGCACGGCGACUCUCCCCGCCAAGAUCAGGCCGCAACUUCGACGUCCGUGGCAGAGGCAAAGCAGCAGCAUCUGACGCUGCCCCACCCGCCCGUGGUCGAAAUAUCUGCUGCAGUGAUAGAUAAGGAGAAGGAUGCUGCGCACGAUUGCACGGAGGGGCCGAAACACGACAUUGCCGACGUAGGUGGAUCUCCUCCCUUUGGGGGACGCGGGAGGCGUAGGCAGAGGAAGAGCGAUGGUGAGGAGGAGAAUGACACCCCCGUGGCUGAGGACAUGCCCAUACGCGCGAAGAGGAGGCAGACGACAGCCAGCGGCGACGACGCCGGUGGUGCUGAAGUUGGGACAAUGCGAGGCACCACGGCGCCAAGUGGCUUGGCGACAGAUCAUGCAAUGCGGCAUAAGGUGGGAUCCGGUCCGAGGAAACCAUCUAGCGGACGGAGGGGGAAGCAAUCUUCGGGGGGGAAUAGGCCGAAGCGCGGCAAAGAAGGCCCUGGUGAAGCGGAUGUUGAGGACGAGGGGGAUGGGGAGGAGGAGGCCGAGGAGGAUGCGGAGGAGGAGGACGAGGAUGCAGGGGAGGGUGAAAAGGACGAGGAUGAGCAGGAGGGCGACGAUGAUGAGGAGGAGGAGGAGGAGGAGGAGGAGGAGGAGGAGGAGGAGGAGGAGGAGGAGGAGGAGGAGGAGGAGGAGGAGGAGGAGGAGGAGGAUGAGGAUGAGGACGAUGAGGAGGACGAUGAGGGGGACGACGAGGAUGAGGAGCAGGAGGAGGAGGAGGAGGAUGAGGAGGAGGAGGAGGAGGAGGAGGAGGAGGAGGAGGAGGAGGAGGAGGAGGAGGAGCAGGAGGAGGAGGAGGAGGAAGAGGAGGAGGAGGAUGAUGAGGAGGAGGAUGAGGAGGAGGAGGACGACGAGGAGGAAGAGGAGGUGGAGGAAGGGGCGGAUGAGGAGGAGGAGGAGGAGGAGCCGGCAGGGAAAGGACGGGGCGCGCGAGGCGGACGGGGGAGUGGCACAGGGAAGGUGGGGGGCCGGUCUGGACAAUCCCGGAAACGCGGGGCGGGUGACGCAAUGCGUGGCGGACCAGCGGGCAAAUCGAAGGCGCGUAAGGUGAAGGUUGAACGUGACCGGGGUGGAAGGAAGCAAGUGAGACAGGGAGCUAAAGGCGAUGGAGACGGAAAGAGACCGCGCGCGAAAGGGGUACCUGUGGGUUCGGCAAAGAAAGAACCUGCCCACCCUAACAACACCGUGUUCCACCCGUCUUUUCCCGCCGCAGGGAAGGAGAAGGUUGACGAAUCGGCUAAACCGGGCAUUGGGCCACCGGUAACCGUGCAACGGAUGCAGCUAGCGAAAGGGGCCGGAAGAGCGAGUGUGGCACCGCUAUCCACAGGAGGACCAAGGUUCUUCACGCCAUACUCCGGCCCGAGCAAAGUCGCUGCGACUGCACCCGGCGCGGCAACAGGCGAGGAAUCCGAAUCCCCUCCACCAGCCCCCGUCACGCACUCCCCACUCGCCUCUCCCUCAUACCCAUUUCGGCCACUACACGCUUCUCCAGCCCGGGGCAGGGCGGUAUCCCCCCUCGCCGGUCCAUCGCGUGUGCAUCAACCAAGCACCUUUGCCAAUCCCUUCCCUGAGCUUCCCUUUUCCCGCCAGCGUGAUAGUGUGAGGGCACACGGUGCUGCUGCAGAAGACGUUGAACCCCUUGGCCAGAGAGGGGUUUCUACACACCCUUUUCCGGAUGUCAUGGAUGCGCUGGCUGAAGGUGCAGAGCACGGGCAGUUUGUUACACGAGACGAGUUCCAGCAGCUACGGUCUGAGAUGUACGCCAUGUUUGCUCAGCUCGGCCUGCGUCGGGGAGCAGCUGCCAGCUAUGCCGGGGGGGCCGCAGUGGUGCCGAUGGGUGGUACCCCGCCGCCGAUGAGUGCCGUGGACAAGGCACGUGUGCUUGUGCUGCAGGAGACCAACCCAUUCCCGGUAUGUGGCGGGUUGGGGUUGACGUGGCAACCAGGGCAGGGUUGGGAAUGA